Molecule: messenger RNA, 1712 nt
Organism: Daphnia carinata
Lineage: Eukaryota; Metazoa; Arthropoda; Branchiopoda; Diplostraca; Daphniidae
Product: collagen alpha-1(X) chain-like
Exons: 4
Coding region: 128-1594 (488 amino acids)
Source: RefSeq, a predicted model, not a curated record
AAGACAACGAUUUCUUCUCCAAAGGCAGUGUUGAGCGGACAACAGUUGAAGAAAGAGCUACUCCAAGAAAAGAUCUAUAGUUGAUAUUGCACGCAACGAACCCAACAGGGAAUUAGCAAUCAGAGCCAUGAGGAUUUUGGCAUUUGUCCCACUCAUGGUGGCGUCCGUAUUGGCAAUUCCCCAAUACGGCCAACCUGCACAAGCAGGUCAAACGGUUCCAAUUACUAAGGAACAAUGGGCCACUCUUAACCCGUAUGGCUCUUCAGCCACGUACGACAUUCAGAAACAGUGGGAAAAUUUCUAUGAGUACCUUCCUUGGCUGAAAGGUCCUCCUGGCCCACCGGGACCACCAGGAGCUCCUGGCUCUUCUGGCGGUGGUGGAGGUGGUGGCUAUGGAGGCUAUGGUGGUAAUUCCUAUGCCCAACCCCAAGUCAUUCCUGGACCACCCGGACCACCUGGUCCUCCCGGCCCUCCAGGAUACAAAGGUGAUGCAGGUGCCCCAGGAACCCCUGGUUACGCUGGCAAACCCGGACAACCAGGCCCUCCCGGUAAACCAGGUGCACCGGGAUAUCCUGGACCUAAGGGAACACCGGGCUAUAAUGGAGCUCCAGGAUCACCAGGCAAACCAGGCUACAACGGUGAAAAGGGAUCUCCUGGUUAUAACGGCGCUCCAGGUCUCCCAGGCGGCCCUGGUCUUCCUGGUAAAGACGGUUACUCGGGAGCUCCCGGACCGGCAGGACCUAAAGGUGAAACAGGUCCACCAGGCUACACUAUCCCAUCCAAAAUCCCUGGACCUCCCGGAGCACCUGGAUACCCUGGCAAAGACGGAGCUCCAGGUUACAAUGGCGGUCCCGGCCCCGUUGGACCUCCCGGCCCUGCUGGACUCCAAGGACCACCUGGCAAACCCGGCACAAAUGGCUAUCCAGGCGGACCCGGACCUAAGGGUGAAGCUGGAACCCCUGGCUUCUCUGGAGCCCCUGGCAAGGAUGGAUAUCCCGGUGCACCCAGCAAGAUACCUGGCCCGCCUGGACCUCUGGGACCUGCUGGCCCACCUGGCUACAAUGGUGCUCCUGGUAAAGAUGGUCUUCCAGGUGGACCUGGUUAUCCCGGAAAAGACGGUCUUCCCGGUGCUCCAGGAUACACAGGUGCACCAGGCCUUCCAGGCAAGCCAGGCAAAGACGGUUACCCCGGCCCGGCUGGAACUCCUGGCUACCCCGGCGGUCCUGGCCCAGUUGGACCUGAAGGUAAAACCGGCGCACCUGGUUACACUGGCCGCCCAGGCCCAGUUGGUCCAGUAGGUAAACCAGGCCCAGGGGGCCCUCAAGGUAAACCAGGCACUCCGGGCUACCCUGGCGGUCCCGGUCCAGUUGGACCUCUGGGCCCCGUUGGCCCUGUUGGUCCUCAAGGAAAGCCAGGCACGCCAGGAUAUCAAGGUCCUCCAGGACCACCUGGACCUGCUGGUUCCCCAGGUCAAUCCUACGAAGUACCGGCCUAUCAGCCACCGGCUUAUCAAGAGCCGGCAUACCCAUCAUCAGCUUACGGUCUGUCGGUGUCACAGCCCAGCUACGAGCCCCCAGCAAUUAGUUAUGGUUAAAUACCCCAACUAAUCAAAUUUGAAUCGUUUCAAAGAUUUUUAUGGCAAAUAUUUUUGUCCAUGUCCAGAGUUUAAGAUUUCAAGAGUUUAUUUUACUUAUGUGCACCAUGGUUAUACU